AUGCCCCACCUUUUCUUCGUCAUUUCAUUACUCUGCUCACCUGUGGCGGCAAGUACGAUGCGGAUGCUAAGAAAGUACUUGCCGCCACUGGAACACGAAGUGACCUCGAGUACUGACAGUGCAAGUAGUCUGAAAGACUAUCUCAGGGAUGUUUGGGCCGCUUUGGAAACAUUUGAUCCCUAUGCCUCGAACGCGGACGACAAGUUUCGCGAUCUCUGCCUAUUUAUCAUUCGGCGAUCCUAUGGCAAACUGCAAUCCCGUAUUCGUUUACCCCAGAGGAUCUGGAAAGCAAGACUCUCUGAUGCUAUCCUCCAAUGGUCACCGUCUACUAUGGACACAGUACAACCUCGAUGGGUCGAAGCCUCUUCCUUCUUGCUGGAUUCUCCUCUCAAACCUCCAUUUGAUAUCUUCCCCAUCCCGUCUUGUGGCACAACUGAUACCGGUUUGGAAUGGGAGUUUUCCAGCGUCACACUGAAGACCUGGGCUUGGUAUCUCGCCGCUCUUUUGCGACGGCUGGAAGUUGCAGUUGAACACUUGUCUGUCGCGCGUGGAAAGGGGGAUACGGCGGAGACUGCCGCGUUGGAAAGAACAUUACAUGCCCAUUGCUACGAUUUGUGCGGUUAUGUGUUGUGGAAGCAGGGUAUAGUAAAGCGUCUUCUCGUCAACUCUUCCUUGGGAGACACGCUUGAAGAAUAUAUAAGACGCAAGAAAGCUGAAGCCGCUAGUGCGGAUGGUGAAAGAAAAACGUCAGGGGGAGACGACGAGUCACAAGAAAUGCGGCCCUUUGCCAAUGAGAAUAUGGGACAAUUGGUUUUUAGGCACCUGAAGUUGGUUGUGGCAUCGCACGCAGCGGCAAUGCACCUCUUCUCUCGGCGGUCGGUCGAUCUUUUGCGCGGGCAGCUUCGCACUGCAACUGAAAGUCACAUUGCUGUCAACAAGAAGUGUUGCUGGUGUUGUACUCGACUGGCUGAGAUCCUACUCAAGCGCUAUCAUAUGACGUGCAAUGUUCCUGGCUCGCAUGGGCUGGUUUUUGCUUGGAGCCCUCCAGUUGAUGGAUUAGAACUCCCAGUUCUGCUCGAUUCGGAAGGGUGCCUAUGGGACGAGCUAUUCCGUGCAGUUCAAGCCCAUGACAACUUUGUUCCUACUCAUUCCCGUCAUUCAUCUGCGUCGAGCUCCGUAGUGGACGUCGAAUUCAAACAGACGCAUGAUGUAGUGCUUGAUGAUGUGUAA
This is a messenger RNA of Fibroporia radiculosa, 1230 nucleotides long. RefSeq lists its product as uncharacterized. NCBI's taxonomy places the organism in Eukaryota, Fungi, Basidiomycota, Agaricomycetes, Polyporales, Fibroporiaceae. Bases 1 to 1230 code for a protein of 409 amino acids. The transcript has 4 exons. The record is from RefSeq and is a predicted model, not a curated record.